Molecule: messenger RNA, 780 nt
Organism: Caenorhabditis bovis
Lineage: Eukaryota; Metazoa; Nematoda; Chromadorea; Rhabditida; Rhabditidae
Source: the annotation of a GenBank genome assembly
AUGACUGAAAAAGUGACCCAGCCAACGCUGAUGGUCGGCGAUUUGAAUCUUGCCAUCGAUCCGCAAUUGGUCGCCCACGCAGUUUUUAGUUGCGGAAUCAAGGUUGUCGAUGCUCGACGCGGUUUCACCAAGGAUGGUAAACGCCAAAAUCUUUUCUUCGAGUACAAAAGUUUCGAAGAGGCGAAAAUUGUCAAAAGGUUGCUCAAUCGACGCAAUAUUAAAAUUGCGCCGGGUGCGAGUUUGCAUUUGAGAUUCGUUAAGCAGGCGUACGACCUAAUUGGUCAAAUUGUCGACUACAGAUAUCAUUUUAGGGUCGAGGCGAGUUUGUUUGUUGGAAAACUAAGCCCUUGGAUGACCGUCGAUGAUAUCGAAGACAUUUUCUCCAAAUACCCAUCGUGCAUUGGCGCUUCAAUCUAUCGCGAAGAGACCUAUUCGAAAUCGUGUUUUGUGCGAUUUUUGGAUUUGCGUGAAUGCUAUGAAGCCCUGGAAAUGCAUGGCGCCUUCAUCGACGGUCGUUGUAUUCAAGUUUCGAUUUCAUCGAAAGAUGAAAGAACUGUUGUGGAUUAUGUGGGACAAUGUGAGAAAAACUAUCCGGAAUACAUUGUUGCUCCCAAACGAGUUGUGUCUCAAGAAGAAUAUAAUGAAAUCAUUAUUCGAAAUUCUCAAGAUUGGUUCAGCGAUUUAGAGGACUCAAGAUGGUCGAAACUAGUCUACGCCUACGAUUCGAAAUGGUCCUACCACGAGCAGGAUUUAAUAAUCGACAAAUAUUCGAUGGCUUGA